This is a messenger RNA of Parathielavia appendiculata, 988 nucleotides long. RefSeq lists its product as uncharacterized. The record is from RefSeq and is a predicted model, not a curated record. The transcript has 4 exons. Bases 181 to 801 code for a protein of 206 amino acids. NCBI's taxonomy places the organism in Eukaryota, Fungi, Ascomycota, Sordariomycetes, Sordariales, Chaetomiaceae.
CUGGCUGCCUUCUGUAAGCGGUCGUUUCAGGCCCAUGGCUGCAGAGACUGACUCCCUUCCGAGUCCAGCGUCGUAGGCGCUUCAACCCGACUAUAUAUGACCGAGGCUGGUCCCAGCAUUGAAAAUUUGGCGCCAGGGACGCGCUCACUGAUUGGAGACCAGCUUGCCACCGCCCAGAAGAUGAAGGCCUUCAUUGUCGGUUCACUCCUGGCCACGGCGGUGUCCGCCGUCCCCAUGCCGGCCCCGGUCCCGGCUCCUCCCGGCAUCCCUUCUGCCUCGACAGCCCAGUCCCAGCUGGCUGCUCUCGCCGUCAAGGCGUACGUUGACGAUGGGACAUACAACCGUGACCUGUUCCCGCACUGGACCACGGUUAGCGGUACCUGCAACACUCGGGAGACUGUCCUAAAGCGGGACGGCACGAAUGUCAUUACGAACAGCGAUUGCGCUGCCACGUCCGGCACUUGGCGUUCUCCAUAUGACGGCGCCACCUGGACUCUCGCGUCUGAUAUUGACAUAGAUCACAUGGUCCCGCUCAAGAACGCCUGGAUCUCGGGGGCCAAGUCUUGGACCACGUCCAAGCGACAGCAGUUCGCGAACGACUUGAACACGCCGCAGCUCUGGGCUGUCACCGACAACGUCAACCAGGCAAAGUCGGAUCAGUCUCCUGACGUCUGGAAGCCCCCGCUCACGUCGUUCUACUGUACCUAUGCCAAGAGCUGGGUUGCUGUGAAGUACGCCUGGAGUCUGAGCGUCACUUCGGCCGAGAAGUCGGCGCUGAGCAGCAUGCUCAGCACUUGCUGAGUGUUGCGGGCAGGGGCUGGUUGAGGUGAUAUUGCGCCAGUUUCGGACUAUGUUCGCCUUCCUUAAUGCGUAACGGCUAGUGUACUUAGCUGCUCCCUAUGCGCUUGUGGGCACGUUACAUUAAUAAGCGCGGCCUAAUGCCAGACCGGAGAUAGCUACCUACCAUUACAAAUGAUCAUGCCAGCCG